Molecule: messenger RNA, 6612 nt
Organism: Lagopus leucura (white-tailed ptarmigan)
Lineage: Eukaryota; Metazoa; Chordata; Aves; Galliformes; Phasianidae
Gene: CFH
Product: complement factor H
Exons: 24
Coding region: 125-4051 (1308 amino acids)
Source: RefSeq, a predicted model, not a curated record
GGCAAGGUCAGUCCCUGGAGGCAGUCAGUGAGUAAAUUAGGAGUGCACAUAACACAAAGUAAUUAAAAAAAAAAAUUGGCUACAGUACUAAAUGCACUUACUUCUGAGUUCCUGAAUCACUAGUAUGCCUUUCCUGGGCUAUGCAGUUCUCCUGCUAUGUUGGAUGUAUUGUACUGCAGAGAGAGCUUGCGAACAACCUCCUCCAAGGAGAGUUAAAGAAAUACCUACUGAAGCAUGGGACAACCCUCCCUAUCCACAUGAUACUCUAGUAACAUACAAAUGUCGGCCUGGAUAUAUGAAAAUAGGACGAAUUGUGGUCAAGUGUGCUGAUGGAGAGUGGAAGCAACAAGGCAACACGGAAUGCAGGAGUAAGCCCUGUGGACAUCCUGGAGAUACUGAGUUUGGUUCCUUUCAGCUUACUGCUGGAAACGAGUUUGUCUUUGGUGCCAGAGUUGAAUACAGAUGUAAUGAUGGAUACCGAAUGCUUAGCCAGAAAAAUUACCGUGAGUGUCUUGCAGAGGGAUGGAGCAAUGACAUCCCCCACUGUGAAGUUGCAAAGUGUUUACCUGUAAAAGCACCAGAAAAUGGAAGAAUAGUUGUAAGUGGUGCAUUUGAGCUAAACCGAGAGUAUACCUUUGGCCAGGUCAUAGAGUUUCAAUGUAAUGAACAUUACAAGCUUGUUGGAUCUAAAGCAAUACAUUGCUCUUCUAACGGAAAAUGGGACAGUGAUGUACCUCAGUGCCAAGAUAUUAUUUGUAGCGUGCCACCAAUUCCAAAUGGAAUUGUACAUUCCUCGCAGAAGACUUACAGGGAGUCUGAGCAACUGCAUUAUGUCUGUAACAAAGGAUACACAUAUGGUGAACGAGCAGAUGUACAGUGUACGGAAUCUGGAUGGUAUCCAACCCCCUAUUGCACUGAAGUUGUAUGUUUUCCUCCAACAUUUCGCAAUGGAAACUUCAGACCUCAAAAAGACAGGUACAUGGAAGGAGCUACAAUCACAAUAGACUGUGAUUCUGGAUAUCAUUUUAGCACAUUGACUGCCAAAAGCGUAGCAAAAUGCACCAGCAGUGGCUGGGUACCUGCUCCAGGUUGUGUUGAGAAACCAUGUGACUACCCAGCUGUAGAUAAUAUCAUAUUGAGUAGAAGCUGGCGACAGAAUUACUUUCCAAUGAGGAUUGGGCAGACUAUUUACUACCACUGUCGUGAAGGCUACUUCACCCCAACUGAACAAUACUGGGUUCAGAUUGUCUGUUCUCAAGGGGGCUGGAAGCCAGAGCCACAAUGCCUCAAGAUAUGUGAUGUCAAGCGUGUGGAAAAUGGUGUUAUCCAAAAUAAUUGGAGAAGUUAUUACAAAGAAGGUGAAAGAGCUAGAUAUUCCUGCAAUACAAAUUAUCGUACUGACAAUGAAGAUGGUGAAAUUAUGUGCACAAAGAAUGGCUGGUCACCUACUCCAAGAUGUAUCCGUAAAGAAAUGUGCCAGUGGGUUGAUCUGACGAACGGCUAUUUCAUGAAGAGAAAGGCAACAUUUGAUAUAGGGGAAACAGUCACCUAUAGCUGUUACAGUGGCUUUGUAACUCCAGAAAGACAAGAAACAGGAGAGAUACAAUGUCAAAAGAGUGGCUGGUCUCCGCCUCCAAAGUGCAUCCAAUCCUGUAAAACACCACAAACUCACGUUUUGACUGACUAUGCAAGGAAAAGUAUAUACCUGCCUGGAGAUAUAAUUGAGUAUGCAUGUCAUGAGCAUUAUCAGACUGCAGAUAACAUGCCAACUGGUACUACCAGGUGUGAUGUAAAUGGUGAAUGGAAGCCAGCACUGCAAUGUGUCGCAAUAGAAUGUGAACUGGCAGUUAUGUCCAAUAGAGAUGUUGAACCUGCAAAGAGCAGAUACUACAAUGGAGAUGUUGUGAAAUUCAGCUGUGUACGUAAUUAUGUAAGAGUAGGCCCUGCUUCUGCUCAGUGCUAUUACUUUGGAUGGUUCCCAUCACCGCCAACAUGUAAAGAGAAUCCCAGAGGCUGUGGACCUCCACCUGAAAUCACCAAUGGAAAUGUUACUGGCAGCUUUCUGGAAUGGUAUCCACAUGGGAACAGAAUGGAAUAUGAAUGUGACACUCAAUUCAAAUUGGUUGGAUCAAAGGAAAUAGAAUGUUUGGAUGGGCAGUGGUCACCUCCUCCUUCUUGCAUUGAAGACAAAAUGCCAUGUGGAUCACCUUCUUCUUUCUUGAAUGUUGUUCUUCACCAGCAAGAUCGAGUCCAGUUUUCUCAUGGCGAUGAAGUAACCUAUGGAUGUAAGCAAGGCUCUGGGAAUGCUAGCAGAAUGAGAACAAAAUGUCUUAAUGGGGAAUGGAAGCCUUCACCUCUUUGUAACGCCCCAUUUCAUCAGUGUGUACGUCCAGAGGAUAUUGUGGUUGUACGCACUGGUUCUCCCAGGAAAACAAAGGAGACUGGGCUGCAUUUAACAUAUAAAUGUAAGCCAGCUGACAGACAAUUUAAACAGGCAACUUGUGUGUCCGGAAAAUGGUCUCCAGAGAUUCAGUGUACAGAUGAGAAUACAUGCCCACCUCCACCACAGCUGCCUAAUGCUAAGAAGAUACCGAUCGGAAGAAAUUACAAGAAUGGGAGUAAAAUAGCUUUUUCAUGUCUGGAGGGUUUCCAUCUCAUUGGUGCAAGUGAAAUAACAUGUAUAAAUGGGAAAUGGCAGUCACCACCAUACUGCGUUGAAAAACCCUGUUCACCACCACAACUUAUAGAACAUGCUGAUGAUUUCAGGCUGGUAAAUCAAAACUUAAAACUGGAAAAAGAAGGGAAAACAGUUUAUCUAUCUGGUGCUAUAGUGAAGUUCAUUUGUCAAUCUGGAUUUGAGUUAGAAGGACCAUCAGAGAUAAGUUGUUCAAUGGGAAACUGGAGUUCAUCUCCUAUGUGUUCAGAAAUGUCAUGUGGAAGUAUUCCAAAUGUUCUAAAUUCUGCAAUUGAAGGCAGAAACAAGGAAGUGUAUGAGCCUGGCGAAACAAUUCGCUACCAGUGUGAUGAAGGAUUCGAGGCUGUUGGUCUCCCAGAAAUUAUUUGCAGAAAAGGAAAUUGGUCAAGACCCCCAUUAUGUGAAGAUGUUACCUGUGAAGCCCCACCUGAAAUUCAUAGCGCUAAUAUUAUCAGCACUCAACAGCGGAAGUAUCUGCCUGGUGCUCGGGUACAGUAUGAAUGUGACAGAAAUUUUCAGAUUACAGGUGUAAAUUAUGUCACUUGUACAAAUGGACAAUGGUCACAAACACCAACUUGCAAAGAUAUGAGGUGUGGACCUCCUCCAGAAAUCACUGGUGGUAAAGUUCAAGGUGUUAAGAAGUCCAAGUAUUUGCCUGGGGAGACAGCUAAAUAUGAGUGCUGGAAAGGUUUUCGUAUGACUGGAGCUUCCACCAUAAGCUGUCAGAAUGGGAACUGGACAGAGCUGCCCACGUGCAGAGGAAAGAGUGGAAAAUGUGGCCCACCUCCAGAUAUUGAAAAUGGAGAUAUUCUUUCCUUCCCAAAGUCAGAAUAUUCACAAGGUGAAACUCUGCAAUAUAAAUGCCCGAAUCUCUACAUCCUGGAAGGAUCUUCGCAGAUCAGAUGUAUUAAUGGGCAGUGGACAAAUCCACCGGUUUGCUUAGCGGCCUGUACAGCGGCUGAAGAAGAUAUGAACAAUAACAACAUUGAGCUGAGAUGGAGGGACGAGAAAAAGCUGUAUUCCGAAUCGGGUGAUUUUAUCGAAUUUGAUUGUAAAAUAGGAAAUGUGAAAGACCCAACUUCUUCUCCGUUCAGAGUACAGUGUAUUAAUGGCACAUUUAAAUAUCCACGGUGCAAUCCAGGACGUGACUGCACAGUGCUUGAGUCAGAAAUGGAUAAGAACAACAUUAAACUAGAAUGGAGAAAGCCUUACACCUAUCGCUCUAAGGAACGUAUUUCCUUUACAUGCAAGUGGUUUCGUAGGGCAGUUUCAAGACCGGAGAAAUUUAACCCACAGUGUCUGGAUGGAGUAAUUGAGUACCCUCAAUGCACAGAGCAUCUGGAUAUACGGAAAUGACAUGACUGAGUCCAGCUGGAGAAAUGAACUCUCCUUCAACAAAUCCAGUGAUUUGAGCUCAAGUUUUCCCAGAGUUUCCUGCUUUAUUGUGCUUUAUAGCUUAGACAGUGUUCUCUGCUGGAAUGUGCUAAUUCAUUUUCUUUAUAUUAUUGGAUGAUUUUGUUUAAAUUUAACCAUUUUUUGUAAAUUUAUUUACAUUCUGUAAUUGUGUUUACAUUUCAUCCACCUGAGUGUACUUACUUGCCUCUUGCCUAUUCUGCAUUGAUCCCUGUUACUUUUAUUUACAUUUUCAUCCUGAAGUAGGCUGGCUUCGGUGGCAUAUUGAGUCAAGAAUUAAAAAGCCUGCAGGUAAUUUGAUUAUCAGUGUAUUUCGCCUCAUCUGCUUCUAGCUUUUUCUCCAUGAACAUGCUUGGAACUUAGCCUGGGAAUGAUGGCAGAGUCAGGGUGAGUCUUCUUUAAACAACUGGGGGAAUCUCUGGAUCACAGAACCCAAUUCCUACUCAGGACCUGAGCUUCCAUGUUAUUUGGUGGAAAGGCAAGAUGCUGGGAUGCAAGUGACUAACUGGUAUUUCUGGAUGUAGUUAGGCACAACUCCUUCUGUCCAGGUCCUGAAAUGAGACCUGCCAUCCUUUUCAUUUUUUGGUGAGCUUGCAUUGCUGUCUUGAUGGAUCUGAUACGCUUGUGCUUUAUUUAUUUUUUUGGUAAUUGAUCCAAUGGUGACAUAUUGCAGCUGAUGGAUAGGAACAGCUAGUGUGUUUAUGUGGCAUUGGUUUACUGCUCGUUGGGGAGCAUGUUUACUGCCUUUCUUGAUAGAGCUUCAUAGAAGAUACGCUCUUCAUUUUUCUUGAAGUUCACUUUUCUAAGAAUUUUUUGAAAGGUAGUGUGCACAGCACACGCAGCUCGGUGCGGCAAGGGAUGAUUCUUUGACCUUGAGAUGCCUUCAGUACAGAGAGAUUUUUAUUUAACUUCACCAAAUUCAUUCAGCCAAGCUCAUGAAAAUUAACCAACGCAAUAUGCUGCAUUUGUGUACUGUUAAUGGAGUCUAACAGUCUCGGUAUUCAAGAGGGGUAUAAACAUGAGUUGAGUUCUAAGAAAAUAGAGCAAGUAAGUAGUACCUGAUUUUCCUGUUGUUGCUUUUGCUGAUGAGGGAAAUUACAGGACAGCUAAAACCUUGCUUUAGUCACCAAAUAAUUGGACAUGAUUUCUUGGGAUAAGAUCUCAAGAGAACAAAGGCCUGCUGACUCCCCUUGCAGACAGGUCUUUUGUUGCAGGAACUUGGAGAAGAGGGAAUCUUUCAGCUGAAGACUGGGAUGAAUCAAUGCUGAAGGUCCAAUAGAACAGUAGGGCUCCAGUGUAGGGUGCAAGUCCCCCUGCACAAGAUAAAUCCAUUGAGAGUAGCAAGAAGCUAUUAAAGCUUCUGUUUAGACUAUCAAAAAAAAAAAAAAAAAAAAAAAAAAAAAAAAAAGAAAAGGAAAAGAAAAAGAGAAGAAAUUGAGCUUUAAUGCCAUUUAAUGUACAGAUUUGACAGCGGUGAUCUCACUCAGUUACUCUGUUAGAGGACCACGGAUCAUAUAAGGCAGAGAAGUGUCCUGGGGGAAGAGCUGGUGCUCCAUAUUGCGGAGGGGUUCCAUUUAGCUGUCUGGACUGUGGGAAUGAGAGAGAGGUAGACACUGUAUUUUAAACGUUCAUGUUGAGAAGAAGUGCGUGUUGGGCUUGUUUGUUUGUUUGUUUAUCAACUUUGAUGAAGCCUCUUGUUUCAAAACCUUAUCCAGAUGACAGGAAAAGCACUGCCAGUACUUUCAGUGCAAAGCGAUAGGCUACUGCAGCGCAUUAUUAUUUACUUUAUGUGCUCAUCUUCGCAGCCUUACAAAAUGGCAUUCAUCUGCCAUGUAUUGUUACUGAAGGGGAUCUCUUCCUCCCCCCCGGCUUCAGCCAGAGCUGAAGAUCUGGUAGAAAAACAAAUGCAUAACGUUGAAUGCAAUGACAGCAACAGAAUGAGAAGAAAUCUUGGCAACAUGUGAGCAACAUUAAUAAUAGUAACCAGUAUUAUGAAAACAGUCCUAGUGAAAAUGCAGCGAUAAGCUGAAUACAGUGAUAUACGAUUCAUCACCUGUAUUGCCUACACAAAGUAACUAAAAUCCAAGUUCCACAAACACAAAUACUCCUUUUGACAUUCUCUUGUGUACAGAUGCAUUGGCAGAAGCAAUAUAAGCCUCAUAGAAUUCUUCUUCCUAACAUUUGCACACACGGUCUGUUAAUAUUGCGUUGUACUGCUGUAUACUCAGUCCUCAGUCUAUAGAACAUUUUCUCAUUUCCCUCUCUUUUCGACUCAGAUUCAACAAUGCCACUGAACACUCCUUUCUCAAAGUCAACUGUAGUCAUCUUGAAGGUAGGAGGCCACCUUAAUCAACACUAGAUAAAGAACACAUACAUGCAUAUCUUUCCAAUACAUUUUUUUAAAGUCAUACUUACCUAUUCUCUCCUUUCAACACAUCUUGGAUACGCUAGCUGUCCUCUCUUGCACUGCACUUGAAAUAAAGUCGCACCAGAUUCUGCUCCAA